AUGACAAAAGAGACAAGUCAGCCAAAAGCUGUUAAUAUCAUUCGGCCAACUAGUGGCAACAACAACAACCACAUUCUAUACAACAGUCUUAGUCAUAGUAGCAGUGGAAGCACAACAAGCACAAAUUCAAGACGCACAGGCUCUCUACUAUCUGCUACAUCCACAAACAGUGCUCGUAAACCAAGAGUGGCGGGUACAUCUAUAGUGAAGUCAUCCAUGGAGAAGCCCAUCUUGAAUCUAUACCAUCCUCCCUCAAGAAAACCAUCGUACGAUAAUAAUACCAUCAACAACAAUAGUAAAAGACCGACCAUAGAAUUAUACAAACCACCUUCUCAACAGCAGAAAAUGACCAAGUCUUUUACUGCACCUUCUUUGACAUUACCGAAUGAAUCCAAGAUACACACUAGCAGCAAUAACAUGUAUUACAAUAGACCUAUAUCACCAUCCUAUAUUAGACCACAGCAAGGACAACAACAAGCACAGCAACCACAGCAAUACCAUCGCUCGGUAAUAGGCGUGAUAAACACGCCUGUGGCAGCAGCUUCGCCUGCUACGGCAGCAAUCCAAACCUCUCCCUCCGACAUUGCAAACAAAUCGACAUCAUCCCCACUCACCAUAGACAAUCAUCAGAAACCAGAAGAAUUGAAUUUAGCUAUUAGUAAAUAUCUGGAUCAAGAUCGGAAUGCAUUAGCAGAUGAUCUUGUUCUUGAGGAUCAAAAAGCAGAAAACGAUGAAAUCAUUGAAAUGGGAGAUGACGAAGAGUACAAUGACGAUGGAGAUGAAGGAGAGGAGGACGAGGACGAGGAUGAAGAAGAAGAGCCCAUCAUAAACGAGGCACGAGUUAAUAGAAAGAUUGCAGAUUUGGAACUAUCCAUCAACUCUUUAUUGACGGUCAAUGCUAUGCUCGAGGCAACCGUCAGAAAACAAGCGUUGCAAUUAAGCCAAAUUAAAAAGCAACAAUCAUCAGGUGAUGGUGGAAUAGCUCAUAUUGAUUUUUUACUGGAUUCUCAUCAUCAUCAUGAGGAGGCGACGGAUCAGACGGAUCAGGAAGACGAUGAAGAUGAUUGGGAAAACGAUGUCUUGUUUCAAAAGCUGCGUAGAGUGACAGAGCAUAUGAUUGAGCAGGGGCAGAAAUCAAUUGAUUUCGAGUACAAAAUCUUGGGAAGGGUCUUGUCGAAUUAUAAUGCCAUGGACGACGACGCUGAGGACGAGGAUGAGGAGGGAGACGAUGAUGGUAAUGAAGAGGGAGAAGGCUCUGGAAAACCAACCGAAACUGUCUCUAAUCAAGGUACGACAAACAACGGCAUUGUGGCAGAGGAAAGGACCAAUUCAAAUGCAGAUAUCAAGGCACCAUCACCACUCAUCAGAAACAACACUUUUGAAUCCAACAACCAUACCAGUAAAAAAGCAACUUCCUCGAUACCAAGAAAUGCCAGUAAACUCACUAGAAAAAAGACAGCACCAAAAAGUCAAAACACUCAUAUAUCCACAUAA
Molecule: messenger RNA, 1494 nt
Organism: Mucor velutinosus
Lineage: Eukaryota; Fungi; Mucoromycota; Mucoromycetes; Mucorales; Mucoraceae
Gene: syj1
Product: Inositol-1,4,5-trisphosphate 5-phosphatase 1
Exons: 4
Coding region: 1-1494 (497 amino acids)
Source: RefSeq, a predicted model, not a curated record